This is a messenger RNA of Striga asiatica, 809 nucleotides long. The record is from the annotation of a GenBank genome assembly. Lineage: Eukaryota; Viridiplantae; Streptophyta; Magnoliopsida; Lamiales; Orobanchaceae.
GCCCUUUUAAAAUCAUAAAAUGUAACAGCUGGUUAAUAUUCUAUAUAUAGAAAUAUACAUGCUCUUUCAUAAUCAUGCCUCAUUUCUGAUUAUAUAUCAUAUAUCUCUUGCAACAUUUUUUCAUACAAACAGAAUUCAUUCAGACGAAGAAAAAUGAAAAGAAACUGCAAUUUGGAGCUCCAACUCGUUACACCGUCAUCUGUGUUUUCACGUUCAUCGGAUAAUAAUGGCCGAUACAUGAACACCACGCUUGAUGAGGAGAGACCAAACAAGAUCACGAAGCCGUUGACUAUUUUCUACAAUGGAAGAGUUGCUUCCUGUGACGCCACAGAGCUUCAGGCCAGGGAAAUUAUAUUUCUUGCAAGUAAAGAAAUGGAAAAGAAAUCGAAUAGUGGGCUUGGACUUAGCCCAUAUCCGUCGCCGCUGCCCAAUUCACCCAUUUCCAGCCCAACACUGAAAACAUCACUGAAGAGGUUCCUUGAAAAGAGGAAAACGAGGGCCCAAUCAGUGAAUCCUUGCACGAAUAUUAGGCAUAACACUGAAAAUUAGCAUCUGGUUUUGGAGUGGCUUUAUCAAUUAUUCAGUUCUUUCAUAAAGUUAUGAUGAUCUGUGUGGAUUUUUUUUAAUCCCAAAUCGGGAAAAUUUUGAUAGGAUCGAUUUAUCGAAUUCGAACCAUCGAAUCGCACGCACAAGCACAAACAUUUGUAUGUAUAUCGAUCUGACGAUUUGGAAUUUUACCGACACAGUUUGGGUAAAUGCCAUCCACAACUCAAAUAGUUAACACAUUGAACAUAUUUGUUGUUUUAUUG